Messenger RNA from Leptopilina boulardi, 8158 nucleotides. RefSeq lists its product as uncharacterized. Lineage: Eukaryota; Metazoa; Arthropoda; Insecta; Hymenoptera; Figitidae. Gene Ontology annotation, cellular component: plasma membrane. Gene Ontology annotation, biological process: protein processing. The record is from RefSeq and is a predicted model, not a curated record. The coding region runs from base 145 to 7770 and encodes 2541 amino acids. The transcript is spliced from 37 exons. Gene Ontology annotation, molecular function: metalloendopeptidase activity.
GCAUAUAAAAGAGUUGAUUCGAGUAAAAGCAUCAAUAGUUUAUUGUUGAAUUAAGCCGCUGCAGGAGGUGUCAUUAUAGGACAAUUAUUUAUAUAAUUAUUAGUAUUAUUAUUAGAAUUACUCAUAUUUUAUUUAUUUUCGAUCAUGUUCCAUACUGUUUACUUACUUUUUUUGGGAUAUUUAGUCAUUGCUGUCGAAAGUAAUGUUGAGAAUAAUGUUACUGAAGUUUGUAAAACUAAAGAAUGUUACGAAUUAGCGGAAUUAAUUAAAAAAGGAAUGAAUGAUACAAUAAAUCCUUGCGAUGACUUCUAUUCCUAUGUAUGUGGUUCAUGGCCGACUAAUUAUCCGGUUCCUGAAAACAAAUCAAAGUGGAAUUUUGAUUCAAUGGUUAAAGAAAAGAUAAAUAUUAUUUUAAAAGAAAUUUUACAAGAGCAACCAAGGCCUCAGGAUAAUGUGCCAUUAACAUUAGAGAAGAAAUGGUUCAAGUCAUGCAUGGAUGAAGAUAGCAUUAACAAAAAGGGUUUGGAACCAUUGAAGAAUAUUAUAGAAAAAAUAGGUGGUUGGCCAAUGACAAUGAAUACAAGUGUAUGGGAAAAAAAAGAAAUCACUUGGCAAAAUGUUUCACAAUAUUAUGCGAAUAUUGUUGGUGCAUAUAGUUUAUUUAAUAUUGGCGUUCAACCCGAUGCAGAAAAUUCUACAGUUCAAAUUAUCGCGAUUGAUCAAUCCAGUGAAUAUCUGAUUGAAACGCCAACACUCCGUGAUAAAAAAAAUAGUUAUUAUAAAAAAUUUAUUUCAUAUUGUGCAAAUAAUAAAGACGUUGUUGAUAUUAAUGCUAAUGAUAAAGAAGAUGAUAAUCCUGCAGUAAAACAUAUAAGACUUAUAUCCAGACUUAUAAGUAAAAUAGCUCAUGAUUAUUCAGCAUUAGUAGGAGGAAGUGAAAAAAAUAUCGAGACUGACGUUUCCGAUUUAUUAGUGUUUAAAGCAUCAUUGAUAGAGAUACAAACUGCUCCGAAUAAAAAAGACGAUAUGGAAUUAGGAAAUAAUAAAAUGAGUAUUAGUGAUUUUCAAAAAUAUUAUAAUCGUAAGAAGCCAAGGACAACAACUGCAAAGAUUAAUUGGCUCGAAAUGAUACAAGCGUUAUUCAAGGAUACUGAUGUUGUCAUUGAUGAAUCAGAAAAAAUAGCUUUACUCGAUAAACCUUAUAUUGAUAAAUUAGUUCGCCUUUUAAAGAGAACACCUCAAAAAACCAUUGUCAAUUAUAUUCAUUGGAGUUUUAUAAGCGAUGUCCUUAAAUAUUUGGACAAAACAACAAGACAAUCGUAUGCCGAGACUGUUAAUAGUACUAUGGGAAUCACCAAUGAAUCAGAAAGGUGGAAAUAUUGUUUACGUAAUAUGCCAUUGAAAGAUGGAAUGUCUAUUGAAUUCAUCAAAAGUCAAUUUCCUAAUGUGACAAAACAAACUGCAAAAGAUAUGGCCGAAGAAAUCCGAAAGGAAAUUGAUGUAGAAAUUUCCCUCGCUAAUUGGAUGAAUAGUGAAACUAAAUCCCUGGCAAGGAAUAAACUCAAAUUAAUGGAAGUUCUUAUUGGUUAUCCGGAAUGGUAUUCAUCGUCAACUAAUUUAAGCGAGUCGUAUGAUGGGCUUGAAUUUGGUUCGGAUUAUUUUGAAAAUGCAAUUAAUUAUUUAAAAUUUGUAACACGCAAUACAGCCAAAGAAUUUAGAGAACCAUUCGACAAAGAUCAAUGGCUUAUGUCACCAAUUACGCCAAAUUCUUACUAUCUUCCACCAACGAAUACUUUGAGCAUUCCAGCUGCACAGCUUUUGAUUCCCCUAUUUCAUGAAAAUAUACCAUUUGCGUUAAAUUAUGGAUCUGUGGGUUUCAUUAUUGGUCACGAAAUGUCACAUGGAUUUGAUAACAUUGGUCGUCAGUUUGAUGGAAAUGGAAAUGUCAUUUCUUGGUGGUCAGACGAAAUGAUUCGUGAAUAUAAGAAGAAGGCUAAAUGUUUUGUGGACCAAUUUAAUAAUUAUAAAGUAGAUGGAAAACUAACUCAAAGUGAAAAUAUUGCUGAUACAGCAGGAUUGAUUGCAGCUUUUGGGGCUUACAAGGAAAAAAUGAAUAAAACCAACAUUAAAGAACAAAGUUUACCAGGAUUAGAAAACUUGGAUUCCAAUCAAUUAUUUUUUGUUUCUUUCAGUGUGGGAUUUUGUCAGAGUGAAGCACCAAAUUUAUUAUCGAAAGUUGAAACCGAUGUACAUACAAAAUCAUCCGUUAGAAUAAAUGGAGCCGUGGCAAAUGUAGAAGGAUUUAGUGAAGCAUUUAAAUGUCAAAAAGAACCAAUGUGUUCACUAUGGAAAUCAAACAAUCAAUUUCAACACUUUGCAAUCAUUAAUGCAUACUUUGAGCAUCUCAACAGAACGAGCAACGAGGCAGACGCGAAAAGGCAUCUCGUCCUAAAACUACUCCAAGGAUCUGAUCUGUACGGUGGGCAUGAAAAUGAAACACUUGACAUAGAAUAUGUCGAUGCAACUUUUCAUUAUAUUAUAAGUAACAUUAUAUUUGCGGACUAUGGAAAUGUCUAUGGUUACUUGGCAAAAAUCGUCAACUUGUCAAAUAAUUUGACACUCUCGUUCCUCAAAGAAAAUAUCCUCAAGGAUCUAAUGAGUCUUGAGUUUUUGACUCCAAACGGAACGCUUUCAAAACUCAGUCUUCUGUCAUCAGUUAGAAUCAGAGACGACUUUCUUUUGUCUUUUUUCCCUCAACCAGAAAAGGACAUGAACAUAACUGACAUUGAUUAUAUUUAUGCACAAGCUGGUUUAAUAUUUGCUCACUCGGGGAAAAUUAACACAACUAACGUGACUUUCAAUGAUUUAAUCGUACUAUCGCAGACAUUAGAAUUGGCAGUCCUACAGAACAUAACAAAUCAAUCUGCAUUGACAAUUUUUACUCUUCCAGCUCUUCUCUUUAAUGCAGGUAACGAAGCAAAGAAAUUUAAUCAACAAUAUGUCGCGGACUGUGUUCAGAAUGAAAAUUUCUUGACAGAAACGCUAAAUAGUUUAUUCUCAUACUUAAAUGAAACCUUUCUGACAAUUAAUCGGGAGGCAUACGAGAGCAGUCCAUUUUAUCAAUUCAGUAUUACCAUGUCAAAGUUCAAAAGUCGUACUGUUCUUGCAGAAGAUUUUUUACGUCAACAAUGUAAUUUGAAAAAUGAAAGUGAAUACGAAUCAGCAAUUGACAAAUAUAAGUUAUUCGCAUCGAGCAGUGAGUGCCCCAAUAAUGAAAGUAUAUUAUUGCCAAAUGUAGAUCAAGUUUACCAAAAUCAGAUUGACGUGCUUCAAGAGAAAUAUCACUCUUUUAUGGAGAUUUUUCUGCAGCAAGUGUUUUAUGAAGCAAAAUUAGUGGACUUGAUUAAUUCAACAAAAACCACUGUUUACGAAAGUCAGACAGUUCCAAUUCAGACUUCAUGUUUUCCAGUUCCUUGUCCACCGUAUCAACCACGUCUAAAUCCAAAUAUUUAUUUAUUUGCCUUGAGAACAUCGGAUGGUGAUUUUUAUUAUGCAUUGGUCAAAAGUGAGAGUAAUUUAACUUUGUUGUACUACAACAGCGAUCCAGAGGAGUUUUUAAACAAAGUCGGCUUGUCGCGAAAAGAAAAUCUUGAGAUAUCCGCAAAUCCAAGAAUUUUAAAAUACUCUUUUGAAACUUACGAAACUUUUAUUGAUCGCUUAGCACGUUUGAAAGCUAAAGAAUUUGCAAAUGAAUUGUAUUUCACAGGAUAUGAGAAAACAUUCAAAGAGAAGAUUGUGGACGGAUUAGUAGCUUUUAUUCCAUUUUACAAUUGUAUUAAAUUCUCAAAAGCAGGUGACAACGUAGGUGCUUCGUUUUCAUGCAUUAGUGAUGUCAUCAGUUGGAUUCCUUUCGCAGGUCAAUUACUGCAACUUAGCAGUAAAAUUGGAACAAUGGCUUUUAAUAACCUACUUCUUGCCACUGGAGUCACUGUUAGAACAUUUACUGCAAGACAAGCAAUUCGCAUCUCGAUGGAAGUUGGACUUCACGAGGCUUCGUCAGGAUUAAUGGAAAUCGUGAAAAAUGUGAUUUUUACUAAAGAGAUGUUCAAGAGUCUGUUCGUGGGUUUAGUUCGAACAGUGGAUCCUGGCUUUGAAUUUGUAGGCAGGUUACACUGGAAAGGAGGAUUAUUGCUGGGUAAAUUGUUUAAAAAAACUUGGACAGUGACUGCAAAGAAGUAUCCAUUCAUAAAAGUGAAUUUUCCCAAGGAAAUCUGGCAGCAGUUGACCAAAGCGAGUUUCCAGUCGGCAGAUGAUUCUGGAAUGAUUCCCGUUUUACUAGGACAGAGGGACGGUUAUGAUGUCUUUAGAUACAGAUACCCAGGAGGAGAAAAGAGAUUUGGACCAAAAUUUCUUCGUUUACCGAAUACAAACGCUGAAUUAAGGCGGGUCAUUGGCUUUAAUGCAGAGACUCCCGUAGUCGUGUCAAGAAUUAACAAAUAUAAAGUGUAUUACAAAAAGAUUGAUUUGAAAACCAAAAAUACUUACGGUUUAGAAUUGGAAUUGAAUCAUAACGGUUUGCUGCGACCAGUCAGACCUUCAUUUCGUGAGCACAUUGGAACAAUUAUGAGGGAAGGAUUGAGCGGUAGAGGGAAAGUAAUGAUCGAAAGGGAAAGAUCCAUUAAUGAAGCUGCAAAUCUGAUAGCUAAUUCAAAUCCUUAUUUGAGUCGUAGUAGUGUUAAAUCUGUAUUAAAACAUUACGUUUUAGCAGUUGAACGUCCGUUGGGUAUGCAGGAGGAUCUAACAAACGUUAUGAUUGAUCCAGUUUUAAUCAAUCAAAUAGAAGACGUAAAUCAUAUUUCAUUGAAGAAGUACUUAGGAGAGAAUUUGCUUGCUGGCGAUCUUGCUUUGAACAAUUAUCUAAUUAUACCUACCUACAAGGAUUUUGCGCUCGAUUGGAUUAGAACUAAUGGGAUACAUAACUCAUAUUCUCAAUUUUAUGUGGAAAAUUCAGCGAAAUUAGAUUCCUUAAGGAGUAGCUAUGUUAUUGAUAAUUUUAUAAAAGCGGACUUGGAAGAAUUUAAGAAUAAAUAUGGAUCGCUGUAUGGAUCUUAUCAAAAUAUAGUAAAGUCUGAUUUCAGUAGGGUUUAUAAUAAAUAUAACUCUAUUAAUGCAAGAAGGUUUGUUAGUUUUCAAGAUUAUAUCGGAUUGACGAUUUAUUCGACAAGCGGUGUCAAAAAUCCAAACAGGCAUAUCAAGAAUACUCUGUAUAAAUUAGCCAUAAGGCAAGCUGACGAGACUAUUCAAUUUUCAAAGAAAUUAUUUUGUUUAAAAGGGAAAACUAAAGAGGAAUUUCAAAUCGAUAAAUUACUAGCAAAAGGAGAUUUAGUGAAUUCCAACUUUUUUCUAAGGGCAUCAACCGCUGCAGGAGGUGUCAUUAUAGGACAAUUAUUUAUAUAUUUAUUAGUAUUAUUAUUAGAAUUACUCAUAUUUUAUUUAUUUUCGAUCAUGUUCCAUACUGUUUACUUAUUUUUUUUUGGAUAUUUAGUCAUUGUUAGUCCAUUCAAGAUAAUUGAAGACACGUCACUUGCUGUCGAAAGUAAUGUUGAGAAUAAUAUUUCUGAAGUUUGUAAAACUAAAGAAUGUUACACACUAGCGGAAUUAAUUAAAAAAGGAAUGAAUGAUACAGUAAAUCCUUGCGAUGACUUUUAUUCCUAUGUAUGUGGUUCAUGGCCGACUAAUUAUCCGGUUCCUGAAGACAAAUUUAAGUGGGAUUUGGAUUCAAUGGUUGAAGAAAAGAUAAAUAUUAUUCUAAAAGAAAUUUUACAAAAGCGAUCAAGGACUCAGGAUAAUGUGCCAUUAACAUUAGAGAAGAAAUGGUUCAAGUCAUGCAUGGAUGAAGAUAGAAUUAAUAAAAAAGGUUUGGAACCAUUAAAGAAUAUUAUAGAAAAAAUAGGUGGUUGGCCAAUGACAAUGAAUACAAGUGUAUGGGAAAAAAAAGAAAUCACUUGGCAAAAUGUUUCACAAUAUUAUGCGAAUAUUGUUGGUGCAUAUAGUUUAUUUGAUAUUGGCGUUCAACCAGAUGCAGAAAAUUCUACAGUUCAAAUUAUCGCGAUUGAUCAAUCCAGUGACUCUCUGAUUGAAACGCGAACAUUUGGUGAUAAAGAAAAUAGUUAUCAUUAUAAAAAAUUUAUUUCAUACGAUUAUACAAAUAAUGAAGACGUUGAUGAUAUUGAUGAUGAUGAUAAUGAUGAUGAUGAUGAUAAUGAUAAAGAAGCUGAUGAUGCUGCAGUAAAAUAUGUAAGACUUAUACUUAAAAUAGCAUACGCUUAUUCAGCAUUUGUAGGAGGAAGUGAAAAAAAUAUCUUGGCUGACACUGUCAAUUUAUUAAAGUUUGAAGUAUCAUUGAAAGAGAUACAAACUUCUCCGAAUAAAAAAGGCGAUAUGGAAUUAGGAAAUAAUAAAAUGAGUAUUAGUGAUUUUCAAAAAUAUUAUAAUCGUAAGAGGCCCGGAAGAACGACUGCAAGGAUUAAUUGGCUCGAAAUGAUCCAAGCCUUAUUCAAGGAUACUGAUGUUGUUAUUGAAGAAACAGAAAAAAUAGCUUUACUCGAUAAACCUUAUAUUGAUAAAUUAGUUCACCUUUUAAAGAGGACACCUCAAAAAACUAUUGUUAAUUAUAUUCAUUGGAGUUUUAUAAGCGAUGUCCUUAAAUAUUUGGACAAAACAACAAGACAAUGGUUUGCCGAGACUGUUAAUAGUGCUAUGGGAAUCACCAAAGAAUCAGAAAGGUGGGAAGAUUGUAUAAGUAAUAUGCCAUUGAAAGAUGGAAUGUCUGUUGAAUUCAUCAAAAAUCAAUUCCCUGAUAUGACAAAACAAACUGCAAAAGAUAUGGCCGAAGAAAUCCGAAAGGAAAUUGAUGUAGAAAUUUCCCGUGCCAAUUGGAUGAAUAGUGAAACUAAAUCCCUGGCAAGGAAUAAACUCAAAUUAAUGGAAGUUCUUAUUGGUUAUCCGGAAUGGUAUUCAUCGUCAUCUAAUUUAAGCGAGUCGUAUGAUGGGCUUGAAAUUGGUUCGGAUUAUUUUGAAAAUGCAAUGAAUUAUUUAAAAUUUGUAACACGCAAUUCAGCCAAAGAAUUUAGAGAACCAUUCGACAAAGAUCAAUGGCUUAUGUCACCAAUUACGCCAAAUGCUUAUUAUCUUCCAGCAACGAAUACUUUGACCGUUCCAGCAGCACAACUUUUGAUUCCCAUAUUUCAUGCAAAUGUACCAGAUGCGUUAAAUUAUGGAUCUGUGGGUUUCAUUAUUGGUCACGAAAUGUCACAUGGAUUUGAUAACACUGGACGAAAGUAUGAUGAAAAUGGAAAUGUCAUUCCCUGGUGGUCAAGCAAAAUGAUUCGUGAAUACGAGAAGAAGGCUAAAUGUUUUGUGGACCAAUUUAAUAAUUAUAAAGUAGAUGGAAAACUAACUCAAGGUGAAAAUAUUGCUGAUACAGCAGGGUUGAAUGCAGCUUUUGGGGCUUACAAGCAAAAAAUUAAUAAAGACAAAACUAAAGAACAAAGUUUACCAGGAUUAGAAAACUUGGAUUCCAAUCAAUUAUUUUUCGUUUCUUUUAGUGUGGCAUUUUGUCAGAGUGCAACACCAAAAUUCUUAUCGAAAGUUGAAACCGAUGUCCAUACAAAAUCAUCCGUUAGAAUAAAUGGAGCCGUGGCAAAUGUAAAAGGAUUUAGUGAAGCAUUUAAAUGUAGAAAUGACAAAAAAUGUACCCUAUGGAGUUGAUUAAACUCAAUUUUAUCAUCAUCGUAUAGUUUAUAAAUGAAAAUUAUAAAAAAUAUUAGCUAAUUUUACAACGUCAAAUCAAAGUUCUAGGAAAUAAUUUUUCUUUUAGUUAAUUUAUAAUUGUAUAAUAAUAAUAAUCUACAAUUAUGUCACACUCUUUUGUAGUUUUUAUCUGCUAAUUUUUGGAAGUUAUAUGUUUUUUUAUUCUUAUCUUGAAUCAGUAAAUUUUUUACACUGAAUCAGAUGCAAAAAUACAUUUCAGUUUAUAAUUAUACAAGCGUAUUAAAUCUUAAGCUGUUCAACUUAUAUGACAUGUAUAAACAAAAAAUGUUAAUUUAAAUAAUGUAUAAUUGUUAGUUAAUAUUAAAGGUGUUUGUUUUAUAACAAA